AUGUGUCCCCAGUGGUUUCAAAGUUUCCUUGCUCCUCCACCAGCCGGCCCCCGUCCCCGCCUCGGCGGGGGUGGGAAGGGGGAGCUGGCGGCGACGAGAGCCCGAGUAGCGGCCGCGCUCCUUGGAAAUCCGCCACCGCAACUUUCCGCAGCUGCUUCGCGCCGGCGGCGGCCCCCUUUGUUUAAGUUCUCGGAUGCCAUAGUCUGGGAAACCUGCAGCCCGGGACCAGCGCGGGGCCCGCGCGUGCGAGAAGGACCGCAGGCUGCAGCGCGCUCCCCACCCCCGCCUCUCCCUUCCCCCGCCCCCUCCGCCGGGAUUCCGGCGUCGGGAAGCCUGCGGCAGCGGGAGCGGCCUAAGGAAGCGGAUCCGCCCGCCGCGCCCUCCACCGCUCACACUGUGUGCGGGCGGCGAGAUGCCGCAGCCCAGGAACAGCCGGUGCGCAUCGCACCCCACCUUCCAGGCCUCCUUCCCGCCCGCCGCCGGCGGAGCGCGGCCGUGGAACUCGGCGCCGCCCGCCCGCCUUUGUCACCGGCUCGGGGCGAGCGCGGCUCGCGGCGGAUCCGCAUUGUGUCCGAGUGUGCACGGCUGGAGGGGCGCAGGCAUCGAUGCGGGAGGAGAGCCGCUGAAUCUGGCCCCGCGUUCCAGGUUUCUGGCCAAGGUUUUGGCGGCUGCGGGGCGCCUCGGGUCGGUGCCCGGUUCUCCCCCAAGAUCUGCUCUCGAGGUGCUUUGGAACCGCGCGUGGGCGCUGUGGACGCGCCCUGGGUCCGGGGGCUGCCCACGAGGAGCGCGCAGAUCCCCGUCGCCGAGGCCUGUGGCUGGGGACAAAGAGGCAGGCGGCCGGGGCGACCAGCGGGCGGGCGCGCACAGGCACCCACGCGCGCACCCCACCGGGGCCCACCCCUGGAGCCCCCGCGCCUCGGGGCCCGCGGCUCUGCGUCUGGAAAGUUCGUCCCUCGCACAGCCCGCUCCCUCCUCUCACCCUUGCCUUUAGCAAACGGCGUGGGAUCGUGUGUCACCCUCUCCCUAGCCACCCCCAAAGCGAAGCUGCAGGGCAGGCAGUCCCCGUGGGUGGCGGCGCGAAGCCCACCGGGCGGGCGGCGGGACUGCCAGGUCUCCCCGGCCCCCGGCCCAGGGCCCGCCCGAACAGGAAAGGGGGUGACUGCUGGGGAAGCCGGGGGCGCGGCUGGCCGGCGACACUUCUGGUACUUUCAGGUCGUCCCAGCCUGGAAGCAGGCUCGCACUUGGUCCGCCUCCGUCCCCAGCUGGCAGGCAAAGCCCACCGGCCAGGAGGAGACCUCCCCGGCCAGCUCCCGUCCCCCUCCGGCCGCGGGACACGAGAGCGGACUAGCUGGUGACAAGCGGGAAAGCGCCGUCCCCGUCCUGCGGGCGAGCACCAGCCUCCAGACUCCGCGCGACCUUCCAGAGACGCGCGGCCGAGACCGCUUCCGCGCCGGCCUCGCGGCCCCUCCUCCGCGCCCGAGGCCGCGGCCCCGCGAGCGCGGCGCCCCCUGCAGGCCGGCGCCGGAGGAGCCACCGCGCCGCCCGCGGGUGGCCGGGCCGCCCAGCGCCCCCUCCGCACAAGAGCUGCUGGCGGAGGGGCGGGGGGAGAGCCGGCUGGAGGAGGGCGCAGGAGGGCGGCAGGAGAGCGGGGGGGGGGGGGUGGGGGUGGGGGUGGGGGUGGGGGAUCGCGCCGGGUCACCCUUCCCUGGCCCUUCCUCCCCGCUCCCGACCCCUCUCGGGUCGGCGGCCGCGCGCCUCGUUCCCGGCCCGCGGGCUCCGGAGUCCCGGGAGCCUCGCUGUCCGCUCGCGGAGCAGGGCCGGGCGCCGGGAGGGGCUCCUCUGCGGAGCGGCAAGGAGAGCGGCUUGGAGCGGUGUGCGUGUGUGCAGGCUGAUGGAGGAGCUCGCGGGGCCGCGCUGGCUGGUUCUGCUUCAAUCUCUGCUCAGCCCGUAAACACCUUCGCGGGGACCAUGCUGGAUGCCUUGCAGCUACAGGCAGAGCCACUGUCUUUAACCUUCUCACCGAUCCGGCAUCGUUCGGAGACAAAGGAGCUGUUUCAGGCGAGCCCGGGAUCAAUCAGCGAGGCUGGACUCUGUGCCCCCCCGGGGAGCGCCUUGAAUCUGGGCCACGGAGCAGAGUGUGCAAGCCUGGUUCCCGGCGAGAGGGAAAAGAUGGGGUUUUGUCUGGGGUCCAAGAGGAAAUAGAGUCGGCUGUGGAACCCUGAGAAACACCGGUGCUCCACCUGUGACCGUGACAUCAAGGUUGAAAAAAGCUCUGCAAUGAUUUCAUUCGAAAUGACAUCUUCCUUGCUGCCACUGGUCUCCAAAGGGCAAAAUGUUAUUUGUAAAGGUCAAAGUGAAAAGGUCACUUGGCUUUUAGAAAGUGACUUUCACCAAGUUAUUAGUUAAUUAAUAUGCUGCCUCAUUCCAAGAAAGAAUUUGAGGCAGUUUAUAAAAAUAUGUGACAGGCGAAACUAAUUUGGGGAAGAUGAGCCAGGUGAAGUCAGCAUACACUGAUACAUACCCUCAAAUGCUUACUCUGCUUAGUGAUGUUAGAAAGUCAUGACGUGAGAUAGGGUUUGCUUUCUCCACAGCAAAAAAAGAGAAAAAGAAUAAAAAAAGAGUUUUACAAUAAGCUAUCAAUCUAUGUUAACUUUUAUUUUAAAAAGGCACUCUUUUCAAGAUGAACUAUCAACUACAUCUGACUUGAAUGUAUUUCCUAAACAUCUUUGAUAUAAUAUUUAACCUCCAAGAAAAUGUUCUGGAAAGAAUUCACUAUGAUAUCUUUUGUUUUAAAAAUAAAAAAGCUAAUCUUGAGUCCGUUAGGAUUUUAUAUUGGAGAAAAAGUGUUAUGAUAUUCUUUGACAAUUUUUAAUGCUAGCAAUUGGCGUUUUACUUCCUAUGUUUACUUCCCAUAAGAUAAUUUGACACUUUGCAAAAUAUAGAUCACGUCUGCUUCUUCUCAGUAAGUCGCAGGAAAUCAAUAAGUGAUAUAUGUUUUGCUGUUCCUUCUAUUUUUUUCUUUAGGUAGUCAAGAGGCAGGUAGUAUAAAGAACUCAGUAAGUUUCCAUAUCUUCAGGGGUGUAUAAAUUCAUGCACAAAGCCACAAGUAGGUUAGUGACGUGGUUCCCUCAUGCCAUCUUUCUGGUCUCAGUUUCUCAUCUAUUAAAUCAGGGCAUGGGAUUUACUUGAUCUCUGAGUUGCCUUCUAGUCAUAAAAUUCUGUGUUUUGAAUUUUCUGUCAUCCUGAGAAUCCAUUAAUGUAAGCAUGAUUUUUAAAUAUCUAGUUAUAUUUCAAUUGAUACAGAAAUGCAUGGAAAGGAGAUUACAGGGCAUGCUAUUAUGCAGUGUAAAUCAAUAAAAUGAAAAUGUAUCCAUUGACAACAUUUGUAUUUUCACCUAUUACAGAGCUGUGCCAU
Messenger RNA from Eubalaena glacialis (North Atlantic right whale), 3415 nucleotides. RefSeq names its product collagen alpha-1(I) chain-like. NCBI's taxonomy places the organism in Eukaryota, Metazoa, Chordata, Mammalia, Artiodactyla, Balaenidae. The coding region runs from base 1 to 2202 and encodes 733 amino acids. The record is from RefSeq and is a predicted model, not a curated record. The transcript is spliced from 8 exons.